This is a messenger RNA of Phasianus colchicus (ring-necked pheasant), 5888 nucleotides long. The record is from RefSeq and is a predicted model, not a curated record. Lineage: Eukaryota; Metazoa; Chordata; Aves; Galliformes; Phasianidae.
GCGCCGCCCCCGCGCGCCCCAGGCCCUGAGGCGGCGGCGCCAACCGCCCCGGGGAGGAGGGGCCGGGUCGCACCGCACCGCAGCCGCCGCUUCCUGCGGGAGUCGGGUCCAGCCGGCGGCGCUCUGCCCCGAGCCUGCACGGCGCCUCGGGAGCUGAGACAAGAUCUGAAAUGGUCCGAUACACUACUGUGCUCCUUCAGAGACUCAUGCUUGCUGAUGAUGAGAAGUAAAAACUUUAACUUGUUAAAGCAUAUAUUUUGUAAAAAUUGGAAAUAUCUUGGUCACUACUAGUGAAUGGGAUUUGUGUUGCUGAAAGCAUAAACAGAGAAUUUUAAAAUAACUGAUCGACACAGACCUGUGGCUUGAGGUUAGUUUCAGAUGAGAUUAGUCUCUUUGGGGCCACACAGACUCAGUGCAACUGUGAUGGGGGAAAGUUAAAUGGGGCAAGAGUGACCAGUGAUAGGGAAAGAAGAAGUUUAUCUACUGGGAAAAUGGGUCGAUCUAACUCUAGAUCACAUUCUUCAAGAUCGAAGUCCAGAUCUCAGUCCAGCUCUAGGUCAAGAUCCAGGUCACACUCUAGAAAAAAGAGAUACAGUUCUAGGUCUCGUUCAAGGACGUACUCACGAUCUCGCAGCAGGGAUCGUGUUUAUUCUAGAGAUUAUCGCAGAGAUUACAGAAAUAAUAGAGGAAUGAGACGUCCCUAUGGUUACAGAGGAAGAGGUAGAGGGUAUUACCAAGGAGGAGGUGGUAGAUACCAUCGUGGAGGUUAUAGGCCUGUCUGGAACCGAAGACACUCCCGAAGCCCUAGGCGUGGCCGUUCACGUUCCAGAAGUCCAAAGCGAAGGUCUGUGUCUUCACAGAGGUCCCGGAGCAGAUCUCGUGGAUCUUACAGAUCUUCCAGGUCCCCAAGGUCCUCUUCAUCUCGUUCUUCAUCCCCAUACAGCAAAUCACCUGUCUCUUCCAAAAGACGUGGGUCUAUGGAAAAGCAGGCAAAGAAAACUGAAGGGGCUCCUUUGCAAGAUAGCCCUUUGAAAAAUAAAUCACAAGAUGAACAGAAAGAUACGUUUGAACAUGACCCAUCAGAAUCUCUUGACGAUUUUAAUAAAUCAUCAGCAGCUUCUGGCGAUAUUUGGCCUGGCCUUUCAGCGUAUGAUAACAGUCCAAGGUCACCCCACAGUCCUUCUAUUGCCACCCCGCCUAGUCAGAGUUCAUCUUGCUCUGAUGCCCCUUUGCUUAGUACAGCCCACUCAGCAAAGGACACACCUCAACAUUCCCAUUCCAUUCAGCAUAGUCCUGAGAGGUCUGGCUCUGGUUCCGUUGGAAAUGGUUCUAGCCGUUAUAGUCCUUCUCAGAAUAGCCCAUUGCAUCACAUCCCUUCGAGGAGAAGCCCUGCAAAGACAAUCCCAUCACAGAGUGCUCCCCGUGAGGAGCCUCGAACACGUUCGUUUUAUCCUGAGACUGGGGAACAGGAAACUGUAAAAGGUGGAAAGUUUCUGAAAAGGUACACAGAUGAAGAGUCUAGAGUAUACCUGCUUGAUAGGGGUAAUACCAGGGAGAAGGAGGCCCAGAAGGAGAGAGGAUCAGAAAAAGGGAGGACAGAGGGAGAAAGGGAAUGGGAGGAUCAGGAAACUUUAGACUUUUUCGUUGAUAAAGAGACUGGGAAAGAGAAGUUUAAUGACUCUGAAGGGGAGGACACAGAGGAGACAGAGGAUUACAGACAGUUCAGAAAGUCUGUCCUGGCAGAUCAGGGUAAAAAUUUUCCUACUGCAUCUCACCGGAAUGCUGAGGAGGAAGGAACCAAAUACAAAUCUAAAAUAACAAUGAAGGGCAAUAGAGAGAGCGAUGGAUUUAGAGAUGAGAAAAGUUACAAGCCUAAAGAGACUGGCUAUAUAGCGGAAAGGCCUAGUACAGCAAAAGAUAAGCACAAGGACGAAGACAAGAGUUCUGAGAGACUAACGAUGAAGAAAGAAACUCAGUCACCUGAGCAGGUAAAGUCUGAAAAGCUCAAAGAACUCUUUGAUUACAGUCCCCCUCUACACAAGAAUCUGGAUGCGAGAGAAAAGUCCACCUUCAGAGAGGAGAGCCCACUUAGGAUCAAAAUGAUAGCCAGUGACUCGCAUCGUCCUGAAGUUAAACUCAAAAUGGCACCAGUACCUCUUGACGAUUCCAAUAGACCUGCUUCCUUGACUAAAGACAGGCUACUUGCUAGCACACUUGUCCAUUCCGUCAAGAAGGAGCAAGAGUUCAGAUCCAUCUUUGACCACAUUAAGUUGCCACAGGCCAGCAAAAGCACGUCAGAGUCAUUUAUUCAGCAUAUAGUGUCCUUGGUUCAUCAUGUCAAAGAGCAAUACUUCAAGUCAGCUGGAAUGACCCUAAAUGAGAGGUUCACUGCAUAUCAAAAAGCAACUGAAGAGCACUGCACUCGGCAAAAGAGCCCAGAAAUACAUAGGAGGAUUGACAUCUCUCCAAGUGCCCUGAGGAAGCAUACCCGUUUAGCAGGUGAAGAGAGGGUCUUUAAAGAAGAAAGUCAAAAAGGAGAUAAAAAAUUAAGAUGUGAUUCUGCUGAUCUUCGGCAUGACAUUGACCGCCGUAGAAAAGAGCGAAGUAAAGAGCGAGGAGACUCAAAGGGCUCCAGGGAAUCCAGUGGGUCAAGAAAGCAGGAGAAAACUUCAAAAGAUUACAAGGAUUACAAAUCUUAUAAAGAUGACAGUAAGCAAAAAAGAGAGCAAGACCGUGCUAGAUCUUCUCCAUCUUCCUCUCCAUCUGCUUCUUCAUCCAGUUCUCGAGAAGAAAAGGAUUGCAAGAAAGAAAGAGAUGAAGAGUUCAAAACUCACCACGAACAGAAAGAAUACUCUGGUUUUGCAGGAGUCAGCAGGCCGAGAGGCACCUUUGUAAGUUGUAUUUCUCCUGUUCUUCCCCCAAAUGAUGAAGACUGUAACAAUAGUGUAACAGAUUAAAUGAAUUGUUGCAGUACUUAAUGUUAGUGUAGACCUUUUUCAUAGUUGUGAUUCUUGAAUUCUUUUACAUGAUGUACCAAUUCUGCAGUGCUUUUCUUUCAGUCUUGUCCAAUAGAAGUCUUAUUUGGUGUGUAAAUAUUCAGUAGUACAGUAUUAGAGAACCCUAGUGUAAGGAUUAGAAAAACGAUUUCUUGUUUCUUCCUUGCUGUUUUGUAAUUAUACUGUAUCCUAACAGGAUAUUAAAAUUGACCUUUCUAUAAAGAUGAAAUCUUGUGAUCUAUUACCUGUUACUCUCUACAGUUUGUUUUCUUUUCUCCAUAACUUUCAAUUUUACUUUAAUCUCCUUUGUGUGUGAUGUCUGCAAACUAUUUAAUGGAGAAUGGUGCACAAUGAAACACAUGUUGGAAAAGAACUAUACUGGGGAGAGGAGAUGGUAUGCUUGCUACUUUCCAGUGUUUCUGUAGCCUGUACUAGCCACAGUAAGCAUGCAAGCAUAUUAAUCUAGCUCUGGAAUGUGUUUUAGCAUUGAGAUUUGGAAAAUACCAUGUUGACCUUCAUGGUCUUCAUAACAUUUUUAAAGGUAAAAAUUGCAAGUUAGCGUAACUUACUGGGAAAUGUAGCAGCGUUAGAAAAGAUUAAGUAAUAGAAAAGGCAUUGGAAAUAAAAACAUCCAUGCAGAAAUUAAAAAUGCCUUAAAGGUCUGUUUGUGGGUGGACAAAAGAUAAUGGGUAGGAGUAAUGACAUGCUUUUCCCAGUAGUUCCUUUGUGUAGCCUGUAUUUAAGACAAAAUAAGGUAAAGAGGCAUUGUUUGGUAUAAACAUAUCUUGUUCGUAGUAGUGCAAAAUAAGUUUUGAACUGCAGAGAAGAGAGUUUCUAAAAUGCAUGUGAGAUGUGCAGCACUUAAGGUUUGGAUCUUCAGUCUUGAGAGUUGUUGCUACUUUAAAAAAAAAAAAAAAAAAGAAAAAUAAUCCAAGUGCCAAAUUUCUAAUGCUAAAAAUUCAAUUCUCCCUCUUUCUUGUUCUUAUAUAUAAUUAACAAAGGGACAGGUAUGUGGUGUAAAUAUAUCAACACUUUGAUGGUGCAGAUAUUCUAUAUGACACUACCGCCCAGUUCCUAGGUGCAUAAGCUAGCUUCACGUGGUUAAAAAUAGAGCUUAAAACCCUCUCCUCUCACGAAGAGAAUACUUUUUUUUAAUCUCAUAAUCAGUGCCAGCUUUACUGCUUUAUAAAAUCAGAUUAUAUGUGUUUUAAAGAGAGGUAGUACUUCAUGUGAAAUUUCAGUAGCCAUGAAGUGGAAAUGUUAGUUACUAAUAAGACUGAUGGUGACUGCCAGUUAUGACUGCAUUAAUAACUGAUGUUCUGUAAUGACAUGCACGAUCACACAAAUGCUUAUCAACCAAACAGUAACUGAAGAGAAGUAUUUAAAUAGGCCAACCUGUUGAUUCUAAUAUUCUACUUCAGGGUACAGAGUGGGUAGUAUUGUAAGAUACUACUAGAUGACCAAUGUAGAAAUGUCUUUGUGAUUUAGGCUAAUAGUGUCUGAAUUCAAGUAAGUACUUCUUUGGUUUUGGAGUAAAGAAAAUGUUUUUGUUGUAAAUACUCCCUAAAAUAGGAAGCUGUAAUACCAUGGGGAGAUUGGCUGACUGAGUACAGGAAGUCCUUCUGUAAGCUGAACUGUCAGUUUGCUGUUAAGUUAGUGUUGACUUUUCACUAAUGCUUAUUGAUAGGCUGAAAUGCUGAAUUCCGUGCUUGUUAUUUGUAGCAUAAAACCAUAAAUGCUCUGAAUAAUUUUGAAGGAGAAAAACAGAAAUAAGGAUAAGUGGAAUGUUUUUAGUUUCUGAAGUAUAUUGAAAGGUUUUGUAGCCUUUUACUUUUUCAGACUGAUUCAAAGCACUUCUAAAGCUAUCCAGCAUAAAUUCUGCAUUAGAUGUUGGAGCUUACUGGAAUUAGGUGUGUGUAGAACUCUUUUUUUUUCUUCAAGUUAAUUACAUCUAUCUGUUUAUGGGGCAUACUUAGUUUUAGUAAAUGAAAUUAAUUUCCAGUCCUAGUUCUGUUAGCUCUGAAGACUCAGACUUGUUUUUAAUUAGGUUGUAUAUAGAAAACAUGUUCUGUAGUAAGGUUUUAAUAAUCUUCCUAACCUCACCAUUCUUCUCUUAAGUGGGGAAUGUGUGGAUAAAUUCCUACUUAAGUCUUUAGCUUGCAGAAAGUAUUGCAUGCUGAGGAAACUGGAUAUAUUACUACUCGGUGUACUCUGUGUUAAAUAUUUUCUAUGCUGCAGUGAAACUUUUUAAUCUUAUCUUAAAAUUCUGUUAAUUUAUGAUAAAGAACACUAAAGAUACUUCAAGAUUGUUGCUCUACACAAUAGGUAGUUGUUUUUCGGGAUAAGGAGUGUUUACUCAUUUGAAAUGUAAUCUGUUUUAAAAUGCGUAACUGAAUCUCAAUUGAGAAUGAGUGGCACAAAGCAGACAGUUACUUGCAGAAUGCAUUAUUUGUAUGUAUUCUAAAAUCAUUUUCUCAUGACAGAUAUGAUUGUCUCCCUAAGUGACUUCACUCCCCUCCCCCCCCCAAAAGUUUUGUUUCCUCCCCCUUCAGUCUAGGUUUUUCUGUUUGUUUCUGUCUGCAGACAGCUUCAGAAGCUUAUUUCAACCUUUGUUGCAGCAGUCUGACUUACCAGCAGUCAAAGGAAAUUUCAUUUUGGUGAAUGUAGGUUAAUUUAUACCAAGAACACAGGUGUACUUAUUUUGAUUCUUACAUUUAGUAGAAUCAUUAUUUUGAAGUGAAUGCUUGAAUAUAUUACUUAAGGUAAUAUGUGACUUCUUAAAAAAAUAGUUUUAAAUUUUUAACUAAGAACAGAAUGAGCAUUUUCAGUACAGAAAACUUGAGCUUUUUGUUGUGGUUUUGUGUAAAUGGCUUAAAUAAAAUAACAUUUUGG